Messenger RNA from Venturia canescens, 690 nucleotides. It is a transcript of the gene hoip, whose product is annotated as NHP2-like protein 1 hoip. Bases 188 to 571 code for a protein of 127 amino acids. The transcript has 2 exons. Gene Ontology annotation, biological process: mRNA splicing, via spliceosome; maturation of LSU-rRNA; maturation of SSU-rRNA. Lineage: Eukaryota; Metazoa; Arthropoda; Insecta; Hymenoptera; Ichneumonidae. Gene Ontology annotation, cellular component: box C/D methylation guide snoRNP complex; U4/U6 x U5 tri-snRNP complex; nucleolus. The record is from RefSeq and is a predicted model, not a curated record. Gene Ontology annotation, molecular function: RNA binding.
AUAGGUGUAGUACGGACUAGUGCGCCAUCGCCAUAUCGAUAAACGACGAGACAACGUGUUCAUGUUGUCAUAGUGCUCCUCCGUGACGCGAUUUAAUUUUAUUUGAAAUAUAAAAUAUAAUCGCUGAGAGGUUGCCGGGUGUAAACUAUUUCUUUUGCGCACAUUUUUCCUUUUCAACCAACCGAAAAUGACGGAAGAAGUGAAUCCAAAAGCCUAUCCUUUGGCCGAUGCAACAUUGACUGCAAAAAUUCUCAAUCUUGUACAACAGGCGAUGAACUACAAACAGUUGCGGAAAGGUGCCAACGAAGCGACAAAGACUUUGAAUCGUGGUCUCUCAGAAUUCAUUGUCAUGGCGGCGGAUGCUCAGCCGCUUGAAAUACUUUUGCAUCUGCCAUUGCUCUGUGAAGACAAGAACGUGCCAUACGUUUUUGUCAGAUGCAAGCAGGCAUUGGGAAGAGCUUGCGGAGUUUCUAGACCUGUUGUCGCUUGCUCUGUGACCGUCAAUGAAGGAUCUCAACUUAAACCACAGAUUCAAGCCAUACAACAAGAAAUUGAACGACUUCUUGUUUGAUGGAACAUCACUCCCAAAUUGAAAAAUCAAUUUUUCUCUGCUAAGAGCGACAAUUUGGAGGUCAUCAAUGACUAAGGGAUACAACAAAAUGAAAAAACCAAUAAAAAUUGCAAACAUGA